Messenger RNA from Procambarus clarkii (red swamp crayfish), 16437 nucleotides. The record is from RefSeq and is a predicted model, not a curated record. Lineage: Eukaryota; Metazoa; Arthropoda; Malacostraca; Decapoda; Cambaridae.
ACGCUUAAAUAUACGCAAUCAGUGAGACGCUGGCAUUUACUAAGCCAAUAAAAGUUUAUAAUCUAGUUUUUUUCCAGGCCAAGUAACCAGACAAUGGGGAGAAAAAGAAAGAGAUAGAGGAUAUGAAAGGUGUGGUGCCUGCGGUGGACCCCUAGCGGUGGCAUCAAACAAUGUGUAACAAAACAAUGGAGAAGUGAACCACAGAGGAGAACCUUACUGGAAAUGUGCACGCAGAACCGGCCAUCAGCCAGGCAUGCAUUAAGUUGUAAAACAUUUCUGAUGACUUUAGUAAUAUAUUGAGCAAAAUGGACACACGAAAGCGUAGGAAAGAUGGAGCUACACUUGUACCAUCAUUGGAAAGCUUACAGGUCUCUCCAAAAAGGGCACGUGUCCAUGCCCAGCGGAAGUUUGCUCAAGGUUCACAGCCAAAUAGUCCUGCUCCAACUCCUGUUAAGGAAACAAGAGAAUUGCGUGAUAGGAGUGGUUCUUCAGAAACAAGAAAUCGAGCUGUCAUUCAAGUUCCCCCACCUCCUCUGGAUAUUGUUGAAGUACCAAUCAGACCAACUGUUGAGGACUUUUUGACUUUUCUUUGUUACAGAGGAACUUCACUUUUGCCACCGGGAUUAGAGCACUUUAAUUCUCCCCAACUUCUUGAAGCAGCAGGUGAUAGCCGAAGCCAAAGUCCUGCCAGAGAAGAAAAGAAACUUUCUUUAAAGAAAAAACAAGAUGGUAUUACAGUUGAUAAAAAAGAGAGGGAAUUUUUAAAGGAUUCUGUUAAGAAAAACCUAGAUCAAAGUACUGAUGGUGAAGGUUCUGUUAUUCCAAUUCGUGUAACACGCAGUACCCCACACACUACAACAGUUACUAGCACUACUCCAGCUGUGCUUCACUCACCAAAGAAGCUCUCAAAAAGACUUGUAAUGAAGAAAGCAUUACUUCUCCAGACCAAAGCCAAGUCAAUGAGACUACAAGAGAGAAAAAAGGCUGCUCUAAGACGAUCAGAUAUUCAAGCAGUCGACUCGUCACCAGUUCAAGGACCUGUAGCGGCCACAAGGUCAGGGCGACUGUUGCAUAAAUAUCGUGUUUCAGCCACUACAGCUUUGGCACGAAAGAAAGCACGGGUUGCAAUGCUCUCUUCAAUACGCCCUAAACAAAAGUUGUCAAGGAUAUUACAAAGAAAUGAGGAAAAUCAACCAGAGAGCAGUCCCUCAUCCCACUCUUGUGUAGCCUCAACUUGCAUACAACUGGGCAGCUCUAUCGCAAACCAAGAUUCAAGACUGACUAGAAUAACACGUAGUCAGGCUGAGGAUAAAGGUGAUGAAACUGAAGAUAAAACUGAAGAAGGUGAGCAACAGGGGAAGGUAAUAGAGAAAGUUGAGAAACGUGACAUUGGGAAGAUUGGAAAAAAGGAAGGUGUAUCUCAAGAGUCAUCACUUAUAUCUCGACCUGUCAGAUUAGUUAGACAGAAGUUGCCCAGGAAAAAACUUCUUGUUAAGAAAGUUGUCAGGGUUACACGAGAAGCAACAAAGCAUGCUGAGGGCGAGACCUGCAAACAAUCAGAGUCUAAUUCAACAGUUGUAAGUCAGCCUCUGCACUCACAGUCCCCUGACCAAGUUCCUCUUGCCAAACGAUUGCGCCGGAGCACCCAAGACCUUCCAGUUUCCCCCGUCUUGCCCAAAAAAUGUACUGUAUCAUCUGCUCCCCCAUCACCUAUAAUUUCUCAGACUCCAAAGAAAUCUUCAACUCCAGAUGUUUCCUCAAAUAAUUCCCAAACUAAUCAGAAGAAAUAUUCUCCAACUAUUUUGCUCACGAAUAUAUCUGAUUCAGAGGAGAAGACGUUACCUAGUACUACAGAGUCAGAAACUCUCACAAGCCUAUCGCCAAAACUUAACUUUCCUAAAGAAAAUUGUGCUUUACCCAAUAGUUCAUAUUCUCAGGAGCAAAAAUCUCACUCUGCUUCAUAUAUCUCUACGCCACCUAACCAUAAUCACACUAAAAAGUCUACUCCUGUAACUAAUCCAGUCAAUUUCCCUUCAAUGAAGUCUUCCCCAAUAAUCUCUUCACCAUCUCCAAGUACAUGCAAGAAGGCAGCAAACAAAGAGGAUAAACAGAAUAAAGUUACUUCAGCUGCAGGUUCACCAGAGUCACCUGUUACCUCUCAUAUUGUUGAAGAAACUGAGACCAAUCUUGGGAUUCGGGCACGGCCGAGCAGACGCACAAAAGAAGCUGCCACAGCAUACUUGCAGUUGAUUGGUCGUAAAUUGGCACAGGAUUCAAAAGACAAUGCAAAGUCUGAUGAUGAUGAUGAGGAGGAAAAUGACACCACUUUAUUAAAAAAAUUUAUAGAUCUCAAAUCACAAUCAAAUAUUAAAGGCAAAGAAGAGCAUGAAGAAAAGAAAUCUCAAAACUCAUCAACCGAGGAAGUGACACCUGAGCUAACAAGAACAACAGGAAGUGAGGGCUGUGAAAAUCGUGUUGUCAGUGACAAUUCUGCUAAGUUUAAUGCUAGAAAGUCUUUCAGAAAAAUUAGAGAUUUUGCAGGACAGUCUCAAAUAGAAAAGCCGUGCAAUUCAGAUAAUGUUAAUGCUGAAGUUGGACGAGUGACUAGAAGAACUUCCUCUAAAGAGGAGCUUUCUAAUGUUCUUAGCGAUGAAAAAAUUACAUUCAGUUCAAGAAGGACAAGAAGCUGUGAAAAAAGAGAUUCGUCCACACCAGAGGAGCAAGGGGACACAGAAUGCACUCGGUCUCUUAUUUCCUCGAGUAGAUAUUGCUUACCAGAAUCAAGUGCUAUUACAGUUAAUAGAGCAAUGCCUAGAAGACUGAGAAGGACUCGAAGUGAUGCUGAUGAACCAAAGAGAAAAGGGUUAUGGCCUUCCUUGAGACGUUCGUCAUUAGAGGUUGAUAGCUCUCAUGAAGUUACCAGACAGAGGCGUAUAACCAGAGGGAGGGAGGGACAGGAUUAUAAAGAAAAUGAGAGUGAUAGUGAGGAAAGUGAAAGGUUAAUAAUAAAUACUCGUACUAAAAGAGAGAUAAGAAGAACAGGCAACAUUGGUAGUGAUCAAGUAACACACACAAAAAAUGCUAUAAGUGAUGAAAAUGAUAAGCAUUUAAAAAUAAGCACGCGUGAUGGUUCAUUAGCUGAAAGUAAAGUGGAAGAUUUGAAGAAUUUUGAUAGUUCCCGUGAUGUUAGUUCUAAAGUUGAUAAGGAGGGGGAAUACCAGAGAAGUGAUUCCAAUGAUGACAUAAAUCAUAAGGAGAAGGAACAAGACUUUAAAGAUGAUAAAUGGCACGUAGCUGAGGAAGGCAACUCUUUGGAUAAAAGUUUUGAACAAAAUUCAGAAAAAAUAUUUGCGCCGGCUGUUAAAUCAAGGAGGACAGUAUCACAAGAUAGAAAAAUAGAGCAGUAUUUAUCGAAAGAAAGUAUUAGACAUUCAUCUGUCAGAAAAAGUUUUGAAAAAUCUGAUAGUAAUGAUAGUAAUGAUAUUGGUGAAGCUUUCUCAAGAACUUGUAGAAGCAGAAGUGGAUCUUUAGGGAGCAACAUAGACAACACAAGUCUUGAUGCAAAUGAUAAAAAACCAUUGGCAACAUUAAUCAGAAGGAGAUCUGUGGGAAAUAGAAGGAGAAGUAGUAAUCAUGAUGAGGCCAAAUUAAAUGAAGUUUUAGAGAGUGUUGCCAAAGAUUUUGAAAAAGAUAUAGAUGAUGAUCAUUAUGAAAAAAUUGAAAAAGAUUUUAUGAUGGGAAAUAAAUCUCCAGAGAAAAGUAAAGGAGAAAGAACACCGACAGAAAUUGAAAAAGAAGAUUUAUUCAUGUCAGACAGUAGUGUUUCUUGCAUGGAUGAAAAGAGUUCAAAUUCAACAGAUAUGAUGCUUGCAUCAUCAAGUACACCAAAAAGUACAUGUAGUUCUGUUGUAGUACAGUCUGGUUGUAGCAGUCCAAGUCCUAGUAAAAGAAGCACAAAUAGUAAAAAGCUAAGUGAUGUUGUUCGCAGCCUUCAAAAGAAACAAGCUGAAACUCCAACUUUAAAUGAAAAACCAACAUUUUUGAAGGAUCUCAACAACUGGAACUCUGAUAAAUUGAGGCAAGUAAGUCCACACUCAGGUCCUCAUCUUCAAUCUUCUGGUACUUCCUGUGCACCUAUAGCAGUAACACAGAAUGAUGUCUCCCUGCCAGAAAUUGCACAUAGUCCCAGUGCACCCACCAUUCCAUUAGUGAAUACAGCUACCACCACCACCUCAAAGGCACCAUCACAAUUACCUCAGAAAUCUAUCACAGCCAAGGUUGCACCCACUAAAACUAGCACCACCAGACCUCCCAAAACAAAAUCACCUAUUGUCACAUGCAGUUCACCCCAGGUAGAGCCUGUGAUGACGUGUUCACAAACACUUGCCCCCAGCACUACAAUCACUUCCAGCAAUCAUAAAAAUCUUUCCAUUGUGAACACAGCACCUACAGGAACACCUGCAUUUUCCUCAGGUAUUCAAAAAGGAAAUAUAGCAUCAAAAGCAGCACCUUUGAUAUUUCAGAGUGCUCAAAAUGAACAUGUAACUGUUCUUCCAAGCUUACCAGUUCCAGUUAAUCCUUCUGCUACAAUUAACGUUGUGAGCACAGGAUUUUCAUCCCCACUGACUGUCACACGUGUGCCACAGUUAUCAUCAGUUGUAACACUCUCUUCUGUUGGCAGUGGUUCUGUUGCUAGUCCUAAACCAAUAGAUCUACCAGCUACUAAAAGUACUCCCAAACAACUUUCAAUUGCACCCAAACCAGCAGCACCCUCAACUACUCUAGUAGCAUCUGCACCUGCUGGACAGGUGUCAUUAUCUGUUUUCCAACAUGGAACUCAAAAAUCAACUCCCAAACCUGUACAAAUUGCUCCCAAACCCCCAGCUGCUACACCCCAUAUUCACCCUAAUACUCAUAUUCUUGCACCUCAGCCUGGCCAUAUGAUGCAGGCACAGGUACAGGCUCAGGUGCAGGCAAUAACACAACCAGUUCAUACAGUUCAAGCAAUAACUCAGCCAGUACAAACUAUGCAGGCUAUACCUCAGCCUAUACAAACAGUGCAGACUGUAACUGGUAUGCCUGUACAGGCUGUCAUUACUCAGGCAGUCAUUGAUCCAGCCCAGUUGGUAACCCCAUCUUCACCAGCAAAAAUAAUUACUCAACCAGUAUUUGUAACCUCGUCUAUGCAGAGUGCAGUUACUUACAGCAUUUCACCUCAGACUGUAGGUCAGGGUCACUUAACUGGUAAUGUGAGUGCUGUUGCCCGUGUUCUUGCUCCUACCUUGGUUGGUAAAGUAGCAGCCAAACCUCAGCCUCAUCUUAUGACCCCAAAGGCGCCAGAUUCUCUUGUUACUUUAGCCCCAGCAUCAGUUGGCUGUACUGCUUCAGUAAGACCCAUUGUGCCUUUGUCCCAGCAGAUACAACCCUCACAACAAACACAAAUUCUUGCUGUUAAUGUAAUGCCAGUAGGAUCCACUCAUGUGCAAACAAUGACAGGACAGCCAAGUUUAAUAGCAAAACCCCAAAUCGCGGUUCAAUCUCCAAGUCAUCCUCCUGGAUCCCAUCAUACUUUCAUAUCUGCAACAGCUACUGAUCAGAUUAUUCCUCAAGGCCAUCCUGCUGUUCCACAUUCGCAAUCUUUGCUGAGCACAGCUGCUACUUCUCAGUUGCCUAUUGCUGCUAUUGCUACCACCUUUCCUGUGGUCUCUGCUGAAGUUGCUGGAAAAUCCUCCCAUUUGAAUAGUAAUAUUCUAACAAGUCCUCAACCUGGAUCAGUUCCUAUUAAUCAGGUAUCAAGACCAAUACCUGUGGACAAAAGUAAGGCUGGAGCCACUGUUUCAUGUGGCAAGUUAACUAGUAAUAUUAAAUCCUUCUCUAAUACUGCUUCUUCUCUAGGCACAUCACAAUUAUCCACCUCUAGCAUGGCUGUAGCAAUAACUAAGGCUUGUACUGUAGUACCUUGUGGCAGUGUGAAUAAGAUGGUUUCCAACCAAUCUGAAAAUAAAAUAGAUGGUUCCAUAUCUACACACACUUCUAAAGUUGUUGAAACUGCUUUCAAAGGAGGAAUACCAGGGAAUGUAAGAAUAACCGAGGUUUCAAAAGUCACUGCCAAGAUCACUGGACCAAUCUCUAGUGCAAGUUCAGAAUCUAGUUUAAAACUAGCAUCCUCCACUAUGACAGCUAUGCCACAAUUAGCUUCAUCCUCGGUAACAAUUACAUCUCUGAGUGAUGUGCCACAUUCCGGCCAGCUCUGUGUUGCAGAGGGACAAAAACCAGUUAUUGGUGCAAAACAGUUAAAGAGAUGUACCAAUAUUGCACUUAAGUUAUCCUCAAGUGUGAGUGUCGUUCAACACAAAGCAGGAAUGGGGAGAAAUGUUGCUGUUGCUUCAUUGCUCUCAAAAAGUGAAAUAGAAAAUAGUACUACUACAUCUGUUCCAGUUACAGAAAAGGAUAAAUCAGUGUUCACUCCUGUAACAAAACCAGACAGAGAUAAACAUUGCCUUGCUUCCAGUAUUUCCACUUCUACCACAUCACCAGUUCUUAAAAUACUGAAGGAUAAAGUUGCUUCUGUUACCUCUCCAUUUAAAAGUAAUCAGGAUAGUAAUAUUAAUACUUCCCUUCAUAAAUCAGAAAAGGACGUAACUGCUUCCAUAAGUCAUUUGGUUAAAACAGACAAAAAUAAAAUUGAUUCUACCAAGUCAGUGCGAAUAAACAAUGAAGAAAGUAAAAUAGAAAAAGUGCAAAAUAUAAAUGGCAAAAAUGAAAGUGAUAGUGAUAAAUUAUGUGACAAAAAGAUUAUAGAUAAAAAGAAAGAACCUUUCCUGAAAAGAACUCUCUUUAAGACUAAGAGUCAAGAUGAGAAAAAGACACCUGGACCUAUGUACAAAACUAAAAGCUUGGAAAGUAAAAAGCCUUCAGGUGCUUUUUCUCCAUUACAUGAAAGCAGUGUCUAUGCUUUUGAACCAGAAGUUGAAACAUCUCUUGAGGAAUCCUCGCCAUUCUCUCAAAGAAUUAAAAACAUUCAGCCUUCACCAGGAACAUCACCAGUGAAGCCUAACAAUUCAAUUAAACCUCCAACUCAGGGGCUUAUCACAAACAUUAAACCUCCAGCCCAGGGCUUUGUCACAAACAUUAAACCUCCAGCUCAGGGCUCUGUCACGAACAUUAAACCUCCAGCCCAGGGCUCUGUCACAAACAUUAAACCUUUAGCCCAGGGGCCUGUUGUAAAUAUUAAACCUCAAGCUCUGGGGUCUGUCACAAACAAACCUCUUGGCAAAGUAACAUCCGCAGUUGCUACUGUUCGAAGCCCUGUAGCACGGUCUUUAAAUCCCAUGAUAACAGGAAAACCAAAAUCUACUGCGGGGAUAAGCCCUAGUACAGUAGCAUCGCAUACAGUUCUUUUGGGAAAGAGACCAAGCUGCAGCACAGGCACUGUUAAUAUGAAAGCUACGGGUACUGUCACAGAGACUUCACCACUCACAAGGAAGCUCAGUUCUACGUGCACCACUUCUCGGUCAUUACUAGAACAUGGCAGAGUUGGAGCUGAAGCUGAAGAAACUGUACAAACCUCUGGUAGAUUUAAGAAAAACAUUAGCAGCACCUCAAUUGCCAUCCAGUGUGACAUGGAUGAAGCAAUAGAAGUUGCUGCUGAAGAUGGUGUGAGUGCCAAUGAAAGUGGAACACAAACUGAAGGACCAAGUAAAUUUCCUCUACCUCCAAAUGCUUCCCCAUUUUAUUAUCUUCCCCUUGCAAUGGCUGCUUUAGGAGAGAAGCUUCCUGCCCAGUUAGUCCAGCAAAUGUUGGCAAAAACACAAGGGUUAGUUGGUGCAGCAGAAGCUGGCAUGAUACUUCAACAAGCAGCACAGCUUGCACAGCAGCACCAGCAAAAAUUGCAACAACAAGGCGUUCCUGGUCCGUCUCUUAUGUCAAAUACUUCUGCAGUAAAACCCAUAAAGCCUGCAGUCAUUUCUGGUUUAGCUGUAACUCCCAUCAUUCCAGGGAUGUUGGGAAGUCCCUCUGUUACUUCUAUAAAUUAUGCAAGACCAUUGAGUAAAAAUCAAGACUCAUCAGCAGUGAAUGAAGUAUCAUCUCCCUCCCCUGUCGUUAUAACAUCGUCCACUGCUAACACUGCUCCCAGUAUUAUUGUUACUACUACCUCAUCAACUACAGCCUCCUUACUUCCAGUUACUUCUUCCUCCUGUAUUAUAGCAACUGCCCCAACUAUGACUGUUCACACCCCAGUUUCUACAUCUGCAUCCCAUGCUACACACAGAGUUGCAAUUCAUAGCAUUGAUGUUAAAUCUGUAAAUAUACCUCUUAAUAGAAUCCAGCCUACUCCAUCUAUUGCAACAAGUGAAGAGGACAACUCUCCCACAUGUAGAGCCACGGCUAAACCAAGAUCAGUCAAAUCAAAAUCUAGGGAAGAAGAAAAGAUUAAGACUUCCCGAGAUGAAAAGGACUUUCCAACUCGAAGACGAAGUGGCCGUGCUACCACACUUGCUGCCACAAGGGCUACAGAAUCUGAUAUGCACGAAAUUGAGGAGCUACGCAGAAAUAGGCGAGCUAAGCGGGCAGCUGCUGCUUUGGCUAAGGAGGAAGGCUGGAGUUCUUCUUCUGAGGCACCACUUAGCCCCCAGAUGUCUCCAGAUACUCUCAGAGGCUGGCCUCCACCCCGUCUUACCAGUCCAACACCAUCUCAGAGUUCAGAGGGAACAACCUCAUCAACCCCGUCCCAGCGUGGGAACCGACUCUCAGCGUCUCGUAGUCGUCGGCAAUCACCUGCAAGCAGUAUAGAUAGUAAUAUGAAUCCUGGAAAAUCUUCAUCUUUAUCAAGCAUUCCAACUAGUCAAAGUGCCCUAAAUAGUUAUUCACCAGUUGUGUCUGACAAGUCUUUGUUAGAUCCCAAUGCUGCACACACAUGUGACAAUAGUCUGUUAACUCGAGCACCAACAUUUUUUCCAUCCGAAGAAGAGUUUACUGAUCCUCUUGAUUAUAUUGAAAAGAUCCGACCAGAAGCUGAGCAGUUUGGUUUGUGUCGUAUUGUUCCACCCAAUAAUUUCAAGCCUGAAUGUCGAGUAAAUGAUGAUAUGAGAUUCACUGGUAACAACCAGUAUAUUCACAAGAUGAUGAGACGUUGGGGCCCAAAUGUGCGUACUCUACGUGCCAUCAAAAGAUGUCUAGCAAAGCAGAAUAUUGAACUCAAUAGUAAUCCUUUAAUUGGGUGUAUGGAACUAGAUCUGGUUCGUCUGUAUGAAGUGGUGGAGCAGCAUGGAGGUCUUAUGUCUGUCAUUGAAAAAGAACUUUGGGGUAAAGUUGCAGACACUUGCAGAAUACCUCGCUCAGCACAGGAAAGACUAGCCAAACUUGAUUUCAUCUAUUGUAAAUAUCUUCUUCCCUAUGCUACACUCUCUCAAGAGGAACGAGACCAGCUUUUAUUAGAAGUGGACUCUAUACACGCACGUAACCACAUGGAAAAUAGUGGGGGAGGCAGCAAAAAAGCUUCAUCAAAUUCUUCAGAUAAUGAUGAAGAGGAGGAGGAAGAAAGCCUUGAUUGUAUUGUAAAGGGUAAGAGCACAGCUCUAAGUACAUUUUAUCGUAUUGCUCGGAACACUGCAACACAAUGGCAACCUGAUCCUGCUAGCCUUGAUGUGGAUGAAAGAUAUUGGUCACUAAUAGUCAAUGGAACCCACCAUGUGUGUGUGCUGUCUGCUAGCAUUGACACUUCAGAACAUGGUUAUGGAUUUCCCAACCAUCGAAUGUCACCUCUAGCAAAACAUCCGUGGAAUUUGAAAAAUCUUUGUCAGAAUCCUAAUUCUAUUCUAAGAAGUAUGGGAACCAUAGUUGGUGUAACUGCACCCACAUUACAUGUUGGGAUGUUAUUUUCCACUGUGUGUUGGUAUCGGGACCCACACAGUUUACCCUGGAUUGAGUAUCUUCACACCGGGGCAUCUAAGAUAUGGUAUGGUGUAGCAGCUAGUCAAGAGGAUAAAUUACGUGCUGCCCUGAAGAAAAUAGUGCCAGAUUUUAUUAAGGAUUCAGCUAUAUGGCUUCCAUCUGACACUGCUAUGGUUCCCCCAUGUGAGCUGGUACGAGAAGGUGUUCGAGUAUGUAGAGUGGUGCAAGAUCCAGGCCAGUUUGUCGUUGUGUUUCCUGGUGCCUUUACCUCCAGUAUAUGUAAAGGAUAUCUGAUCUCAGAAAGUGCAUUCUUUGCCCGCCCUCAGUAUUUUGAGCGAGCAGUUUCUUCCUUCCGAGCACUUCAUGACUGUUGUGAGCCGUCAAUGUUCUCACUGGAUCGUUUAGUACUCUCAGUUGUCAGUGACCCUCGAGCAACACUGGAUGGACUCCUGCGGGCUAGAGAACUUGUACUGCAAGUUGUUGAAAAGGAAAAGAGACUCAGAGCUCAACUAGCUGAAAUUGGUUUAGAAGCAAGUGAAAGAUUAUCAACACCAGACUCUCAUAGAAAAAAGAAGAGUCGAUUUAUUGAAGAUGAGGAAGAAAACAUGUGUGAAAUGUGUCGACAGAAUCUUUACGUGUCUUUGGUGACUAACUCCCAGGAAGAAGCUGUAUAUUGUCUUGACCAUGCUCUCAUCUUUCUGAGCAAGAACCCCAGUCACUUAGAAUACUGCAAGCUGAUGUAUACUUAUAGUUUGUCGGAGCUUGAUGGUGCAAUAAAACAAAUGGAUGAGCGUAUACAACAGAAGAGUGGGAAGAAGAUAUCACCCAGCAGUAAAAAGGCCAGAUCUCGUGAACAUCAUGAUUCCUUUAGCAGUACCAGCAGUUCAAAUCUUUGAUGGUAAACUUAAUAGAAUCAUUAGAGAGGUUACAAACUCUAUAAAUUUUUAUUUUAAUGUAAGAUCGCCUCCUACUUUGGAAGCAUGAAUCGGUUAUCUGAAAUUUCCAGUGGGUGCAUUCUAAGUACCUACAGACAUUGGUUGUUGGCAGAUGGCUUAAAGAUAAUCAUUGUGUUAAUCUUUAAAUUAUUCUUGGACUGUACCUUCUAGAUAAUGCUAGGACUUACAUGUGUAUAGGAUUGUGUUUAAACAGUGAAUGACAAUAUUGAGUGUUAGACAAUCAGGAUUAACAUUUAAGGAGACAAAAUACAUUUUGGAAUAUUUUUUCCCUCAUUGUCUUUAAUGUUAGACAUUGUUGUAUACUACUGAGUCUUAUGAUUAUGAAUUUAAAUCAGUUGUAGACUGAUUUAUAACCCCCUUUUCAAAACUAAUUUGAUACUCAUUAUUCACUGUUUAGGUAUAGUUAGUCCAAAGCCGCAGCUACUUCACUAAAGAUGGCAAUAUUUAUAUUAACUGCAGAUUAUCUUUUUAUUCAUAUUAAGCAUUAAUUACUUAAUGAUCUCAUACUUUACAUUUUCUCAAAGAUAUUAUAUUGAUAGUUUUCCCAGUCUGUUUUAUUGUUUUAACUGUAUUAUAAAUAUGUACAGUUGUGCUGUGUUGUGUGUAAGGUUUGUGCGAGGAAUUUUGGUCUUGGUAUUUUGGAUUUUGGACUUAAAAUUUCAGUAGUUAAUACUAAAAUUUUUUAAAAGGUAGCAACUCAAAUCCUAUUUUUAAUGUAAUAAUAGUCAUCUAAAAAUACAUUCUUAGCUGAUUUUCCAGUGAAUAUAUUUGUCAAUCUCUAUCAACAUUUUUGUGUGUAAUAGUAUAAGAAUGUGGGAAGAUUUUGGUAUAAAAAAUCUUCAGGAAAGCUGCAAGAUUGGUAAUGGUGAUUUGAAAUUGUGAUUUAGCUCUAGAUGUGGAACUUAACACUUUCACACGGGAACGACGCAGCAUUGCGUCAUUUUUUUAGUAGACGUAAUCGCGGUAACGACGCAGCAUUGCGUCAUUUUUGGCGGCAAAUUGGCGGCGGCUUCGGGAGGGGCGCACAGCGGUUUUGGAUAUUAUAUGCAUAUACUCUUGUAGGGAAUUUCAUUGCGAAUACAUUGAUACCAAAAUGAAAUGCCUAGGACCAGAAUUGAGGUAACAAAGUUGAAAACAGUAUACCCAUUUUAUUAGCGCUCACUGGGAUUAUGCUCCGUCACUUUCUCUGUUUGCUGUGGGUGGUACGCCUGGCUUUUGGACUUUAUAUUUGCAUAUAAUCCUGUAGGGAAUUCUAUUGCGAACACAAUGUUAUCAAAAUGAAAGCCCUAGGACAGGAAUUGACGUGACAAACGUGAAAGGAGUGUACACAUUUUAUCGCUCUUAUUGCGCUCCCGGGUAACACGCACUCACUUUCUCUGUUUGUUGUGGAUGGUACGCUGGGCUUUUGGAGUUUAUACGUCUUUAGUCGUGUAGAGAAUUCUAUUGUGAACACAAUGAUACUAAAUUGAAAAACACUGGACGAGAAUUGAGGUGACAAAGUUGAAGAGAGUAUACACUUUUCAGAAUUACCGCGUGCUCCCGUGAAACGCUGGUACCCACUCGGCCUAGUUGAGGGCUGGCGGGCUGGGACCCACUCGGCCUAGUUGAGGGCUGGCGGGCUGGGGCCCACUCGGCCUAGUUGAGGGCUGGCGGGCUGGGGCCCACUCGGCCUAGUUGAGGGCUGGCGGGCUGGGGCCCACUCGGCCUAGUUGAGGGCUGGCGGGCUGGGGCCCACUCAGCCUCGUUGAGGGCUGGCGGGCUGGGGCUGCCAAAGUGUUAAGGUGAAGGCAUUUUACUCAUCGAAAGUGACUGCAGGUCAUAAAAAUCUGGAGAUCAUUGCACAUAAUUACUGAUUAAAAGUCUACUGAUUCAUACAAAAAACAUUUUGGAAUAAAGAAAAUUAUAUAUAUAAAGUAUAUAAAUUAUUUGCUAUAUUUACAUUAUACAGAAUUUGUCAGUUAUGUGAAAUUUCUUACUAUACAAUUUACAUUCAUUUUAAUAUCUUUUUGAUGAAGUUGAUUUAUUAUAAUAGAGAUGAUUUUUUAAUAGUUUACAAUAUAUCACUCAUUUCUAUCUAAAUAAAAUACAAGUCAAAGACAUGGCAAAGAUUAUGGGAGGCCUUGGGAAAUCAUUAACUUGAGAUAUACUAGGAGUAAAUACUGUAUCCCAUUUGUCGUCUUUCUCCUCAUGAUCAGAAUAAUCGGUUUUAAGUUCAGCAGUUUACAGUUUAUUUCCAUUGUCUAAUAAUAUUACAUGUCCAGUAUUUGUAGCUGCAACUGCUAUACACUACACUAUUUUCCCUGGUUUGAUACAAAAUGAAGAUGCACUACUUUGUUUAUGGACAAAAAUAUUAUUACAGCUAAUUUUAAAUAGCAGAACUAUAAUUGGGCUUCAUAACAUCUUGCUGUUUUCAUGUUAUUGUUUACUGUACUGUUUGUGAAUUUUGAGUGACAGUAGUAGGAAGGGUGAAGAUAUACAAGCAUAAGUGCUCAUACAUCUCAGGAGCGAUAAGGAUUUUUUAUGUCCUAUGAAACGUAGGAUGAAAAAAAUGUUAAGAAAUUAUGUCAAGUUUAACAUACUUGGCUUAUCAGUAGUCACUAUCAUCAGUUAUCAAAUCUUUUUACUCAAAAUUUAGGUAAAAUAUAUUAACUACAUAAACAACUAUUGUGAGAAACAGUAUUAUAUACAAGAUAUUAUUUUGUGCUUAAUGAUAAUCUGUUUGAAAUACAGUAUGUAAAAAAUAGUGCAAUUCUUUGACUGGGUUUGUUUGUAAUUCAAACAUUCAACAAAUUUGGGUUUUCAACAAGUUUAUAAUGUCAAGAAGCACAAUUUAAUAUCCCAAAUGCUAGAUUUAAAACAAGUCUUAUAAUUAGAUAUAAAUAUCAAGCAUGUAAAUGUCUUUAAGAUGCUCUGUAAUACUAUAUUGUGUCAAAUGUACAUGCACAUCAUUAGCAAUACUGAGUGCACAGAGGAAAAUUCCUGAACCAUUGUUAGUUGACCUAAGUACUCCUCUUAUCUUAAUUUUGUAAUAUGUAAAUAUCCUAUAGGCUAAUUUAUUUAUAGAAUUAUAGUCAUUUCUUUUGAACCCUAAAUUAUUUUAAAUACUGAAUUAAAAGCUAUGUAAUGUAAAUCUUAUUAGCUUGAUCUCGGUGAACUCUCUGUGCUUUCCUUUCACAAAAAUAGUUUAUGGUCAUGGAUGAGUUAGGAUGUAUGGCCCUCUCCCUUCUACCCCAUCUGCCCUCUUCCUCAUUUCUCUGUAUAUUUCUUUGCCUCUCUUUCUGUUUUUCUUUGUCUCUGUCACUUCAACACAUGGCUUAGGCUUGUGAAUUGUGCCAUUGCUGACAUUUAUUCUUGUCAUUAAGAAAGAGGUAGAAGAUGCCAUAGGUAACUGAGGAAAGUAUUGACUUCAGAGAAAUGUUGAUGCUGAACAUGAGAGCUGUUAAAAAUGUAUCAUAUUACUGUAUUAUAUAUCAUCAUCAUCAUCAUCAUCAUCAUCAUCAUCAUCAUCAUCAUCAUCAUCAUCUUUCUCACUUUCAUUGGGUGUGGAUGCAUCAAUUGUGAAGGAAUGGGAAAGCAAUAUAGAAAAAGAAGGUUAAGUAUACAUAAAAGGACACAUUCAUUUACCAUAUCUUUAACACUAUUGUACAUAAUUUUAGCAUUACGUAGCAUCAGCACCAUCGCUCUCCAACAAAAUAUUCACCAUGUUCCUCAACAUUUUCAUAUGUCUUAGAUCAUACAUCAUUAUGACUAUUUCAUCAUUAUAAAUGUUAACUAUAUAAUACAGUGUAUGCUUGUAUGAAUGUAUAUAUUACCAUUAAUUGACGAGUGUGAUGGUUCCUGUGUGCCAUAGAUUUUUCAUACCCACUGCAUAUACGAAUCCAUGUAAAAAAUUAGCCUCCCCUUUUUCUUAUCCUAGUAUGUUCAACUUAUGACCUUCACACAGAAGAAAUUCUUUCUUCUGUCAUCUGACUCAAUUGAAUGUUUAGUUUCCAUUUGUGCACCCUUGUUCUGUUCUCUUCCCUUUCAAACCAAUUGUUUGGCUAGCGUAUUCUAUUACUGAAUAUCGUUCUUAAUUUGUUGAUGUCCCCCUCCAAAUUUUUCCAGCUUUGUAAGAUGAGUUUCACAGUCCAUCCUUAAAGUUCAAAAGAGAGACUCAUGUAUGUCAAGGGAGAUGUGUAUAGGAAAUUCUACCUGACAACCUGUGUGACUUAGCUGGGAUACAUGACCCCCACUACACGGAGGCCCCCUCUCUGCUGGACACUGGGCAGAGGCAAGGCUCCUCUUAAUGAUGUCAUUGACUUCGUGUCGUGAGUUCCAACCUCCUAAUUUUCCACAGUGCAGGCCAUGCAAACCAUAUUCAUCUGCAUAUGCCUCGCCACAAAUACACCUAUGAACAGUGGAUUGGGUCAGCAAGGCAGAGAGCAACUGCAAUACGGAGCCGUGGCAGAUCAAGACGUGUGCCUGUCGCAGAAAUAGGUACUACCAAAAGAAAGUCCACUGCAUGGGGGGGCCUGCAGAGCUGUGAGGCGCAUACAAUCACUGGGGGUUGUUGCUGCCUCCAGCAAAGCUGUGGCUUCUUUGUCCACAAUAGGGCUGUCCCAGCUGGAUUGUUUCUUGGCUUACAACAUGGUUGGUCUGAGUGCAGUGUCUGCCAUGGUCCCACACUUUGUGUUGCAUUCCCUGUAGUGGGGGGUCAUGUAUCCCUGCUGAGUCACCCAGGUCAUCUAAUGCUGAGGAGGAACACAGGAAUGCUGGCACAGUAAUUUGGGUGACAGUGUGGACAACCAGGCCACCGAGCCUGACAGGAAGAGUGACUUGCUUUUACUGACAGUCAUUGAGGGAAAUGUUAACAACUUUUCUACCAUGGUCUUCAGUAAGAAGUCAUUCUCUUCAAGAUUUGGGCUGUUGUAAGAUGGGGCGCACCUCAGAAAGUAGGUUAGCCUCGGAAGAGAGAGGCAUUUAGUGAAAAUAUAAAAAAGCAUCAUGGGCAUCGAUGUCAUCUAUCCAUUCAAACAUCCUCCUGAGGUCUGGGAUUUUCUUAUUGAGGAUCUCCUAUAUAUGGUCGAUAUAUGCAGUGGAACCUCGAUUUUCGUAAGUCCCUGUUUUUGUAUGUUUCGGUACUCGGACUCAAUUUCUUCAAAAAAUUUGAUGCGGUACUCGUUGUUUGCCUUGGUGUUCAUAGUUUGUUGAUACAUGUAUGGGUCCGUCACGGUGAAGCAUGCCUCAGUUUACCCGUGUCCUGCUGAGGUGACAACCGCUCUUGAAUUCUUUGUGAAGAAUUUCAUUGUUUUUGGGCCUUUUAGUUUCUGAACAUAAAAGUAAUUAUUAAAUAUCAUGCCAUAGGUCCCAAGAAAUUCAGUGGUAAAGUUCAACCUAAGAGAACAACUGUGAGGAUGACCAUAGAGCAAAAAAAAAAGAGAUCAUUCGUAAACGUGAAAAUGGUAUACGGGUUGUUGAUGUCCGUUUCUCAUUAAUUAAGAAAACGUGUGCAGUAUGGGAAGAAAUGUUAAGUUUUGCUGAAAAGUGUCACCCAGAUAAAGCUGUAGCAGGCUGUUGUGUUAACCUUUUUAAUGACAAUGUGAUGUCU